GGUUAAACGAAUUUUAGAGUACACUUAGCAUUUUCAGAAACUGGAACCAGCAAGUGAAAAGAUUUGAGUUACUGGUUCAACUGGUCGGAUUGAUUUUUUUUAAUUUUUCUUUAGAUAGAUGGAUCUAAUCCGAAUGAACCAGUGUAACCCACCCAGAAGGAAUUAACCACCGAUUCAUUGUUGAACCAGUGCCCGCACAGGUUUUUGAGUCUACCAAUUGCAUUUCACCCAUUUCUAUCAAGGAUUUCGACAGAAUUUAUUUAUCUAGUAUAUGCGUGCGCCAUUUAGAAAGAAAUAAAAUGAAGAGAGGGUGAAGUUGACGCCAAAACCAACCUGCCGCAGAAAUGGAAGGUGCUGCCAACUGCCAACUACAAAUGGCAGUAGCAAUUUAAGAGCUGCUCAGUCGUCAAAACCAACAAAUAUAUCUUAACUACAUUACCAUAUUCUACUUUUCUCUCUUUCUUAGACUUUGACGCCUUCUUUCUCUUACAACAACAAAAUAGAAAAAUCCAAUCUUUUUUUCUCAUUUUCCAAGAGACACAUAAGCAUACUCUGUCUCUCUCUUCCAACAGGAUGGGAAAGAAACGUAUAAUGGUUCCAGCUGAGGAUGUGGACUUGUCUACUGUCCAGUAUAAGCCUGAAGUUAUUGAAGCUCCGCAUCUGACUGGAUUGGGAUUUAAGUUGUUUGUAAAACUACUUGAGGCUCCAGUGAUUGGUUCUCUCAUCAUAUCUCAUUUAAAGAAGGAGAACAAGAUGAAUGAGAUGCUGCGAAACACUGAUAUACCAGAAGCACCCAUGUUUAAACCUGAAUAUCCUCCUCAAGAACCAGAGCCUGGUGGUGUUGUUUUGGAUGAGGAUGGAAAACCAGAAGAUAGGGUUGAAGUAGCCUUGAAGUGUCUACCACAUUAUGAUCCUGCUAGCUUCUGGAAUGGGGACUCAGCUCCAUCAUUCAGGUACUGGAAGAUACGUGAUUAUGCACAUGCUUAUCGAUCUAAGAUUGUGACACCAUCUACGGUUGCAGAGCACAUAAUCUCAGUUUUAGAGGAGUUCAAAGGAAAGAAGCCUCCAACACCAUUAUUGAUUUCUUUUGAUGAGGAGGAAGUUAGGAAGCAGGCUGCUGCUUCUACACGGAGGUUUGAGGAAGGAAAUCCAAUGUCCAUUUUAGAUGGCAUUUUCAUGGCAAUCAAGGAUGAUAUAGAUUGCUAUCCCCAUCCAUCUAAAGGUGCUACAACAUGGAUGCAUGAGGUCCGUUCUGUCAAAAAGGAUGCAGUUUCUGUUUCUAGAUUGCGUAGCUGUGGUGUGAUAUUUGUGGGGAAGGCAAAUAUGCAUGAAUUAGGCAUGGGAACAACUGGAAAUAAUCCAAAUUAUGGAACCACAAGAAACCCUCAUGCAACGGAUAGGUACACAGGUGGAUCUUCCUCAGGCCCAGCAGCUAUUGUAGCUUCUGGGCUCUGCUCUGCUGCCUUAGGAACAGAUGGUGGAGGUUCUGUCCGCAUCCCUUCUUCCCUUUGUGGUGUAGUGGGCUUGAAAACAACGUAUGGACGGACAGAUAUGGAAGGUUCAUUAUGCCAUUAUGGAACUGUGGAAAUUAUUGGACCAAUUGCAUCUUCAGUGGAGGAUGCCAUGUUAGUGUAUUCUGUGAUUUUGGGCUCAUCUCCUGCAGAUAAAAUCUGCCUGAGACCAUCUCCUCCUUGUUUGCCUAAUUUGUCAUCAUAUGAAAGUGUGGGUGGUUUGGGAUCAUUGCGGCUUGGGAAGUAUACAGAGUGGUUUAAUGAUGUGCACUCAACUGAUGUCUCUGAUAAGUGUGAGGAUGCUCUUAACCUUCUGUCAAAAACACAUGGGUGUGAAAUAGUGGAGAUUGUUGUACCUGAACUUGAAGAGAUGCGCACUGCUCAUCUUGUUUGCAUUGGAUCUGAAAUGCAGUCCUCAUUAAGCCCUGAUAUCGAGGAUGGGAAAGGUGUGAGGUUGACAUAUGAUACCCGUACCAGUCUUGCACUAUUUCAAUCAUUCAGUGCUUCAGAUUAUGUUGCUGCACAGUGUCUUAGGAGAAGAUUAAUGUACCAUCACAUGGAGAUUUUUAAAAAGGUUGAUGUCAUAGUCACCCCUACGACUGGCAUGACAGCACCCAAAAUACCUCCUAGUGCUCUCAAGUAUGGUGAGACUGAUAUGCAGGUUACAGGUUAUCUUAUGCGGUUUGUCAUUGCAGCAAAUCUUCUUGGUUUUCCUGCCAUUACUGUCCCUGUUGGGUACGAUAAACAAGGCCUUCCAAUAGGUUUGCAGAUAAUUGGUCGUCCAUGGGCAGAAGCUACAAUAUUGCGUUUAGCUUCUGCAAUAGAGGAACAAGCAGAGCCUAAGAAGCAGCCCGAGUCAUUUUAUGAUGUUCUGCAGUCAAAAUGAAGCGACACAUCCGCUUCAUCUGAAUUCCCACAGGGGAAUCUGGCAUAGCACAUUGCUUGAAAGACUGAUAUCAAUGCUUUAUUAAGUGACGUUCAUUACUUUCUGCUCGUAUGGUCAAUAACUUGAAAAACAUUACCCUUUACUGCUUGGAAUUCUAGGCAACAAUGAAAUCAUAGAUUGAUUGAAGUUACAUGAGGCAUCAUGCCAGAACAUUCAUGAUAAGUUUUUAAGAAAAUGCUGUUUGUAUGUUUAACACCUUA
Ricinus communis (castor bean) is the source of this 2657-nucleotide messenger RNA. RefSeq names its product fatty acid amide hydrolase. The record is from RefSeq and is a predicted model, not a curated record. Bases 574 to 2397 code for a protein of 607 amino acids. Gene Ontology annotation, cellular component: membrane. NCBI's taxonomy places the organism in Eukaryota, Viridiplantae, Streptophyta, Magnoliopsida, Malpighiales, Euphorbiaceae. The transcript has 21 exons. Gene Ontology annotation, biological process: N-acylethanolamine metabolic process. Gene Ontology annotation, molecular function: N-(long-chain-acyl)ethanolamine deacylase activity.